Molecule: messenger RNA, 1752 nt
Organism: Aureobasidium melanogenum CBS 110374
Lineage: Eukaryota; Fungi; Ascomycota; Dothideomycetes; Dothideales; Saccotheciaceae
Exons: 6
Coding region: 1-1752 (583 amino acids)
Biological process (GO): transmembrane transport; nucleobase transport
Cellular component (GO): plasma membrane
Molecular function (GO): nucleobase transmembrane transporter activity
Source: RefSeq, a predicted model, not a curated record
AUGGGCUACGAAGACGUCAAAGGUGACGCCUCUGGCAAGCUGGGCGACUCUUCACCCUACACACGUCGCACUCCACGAUUCAAGCUUGCCGUGGAUCAAGAACCCAGCAGUUUCGCUACGAACCCCAAUGCAUCCAAUGCUGAUUUCGAUCCUAUUCCGCCAUCCAAGCGUACCUGGACCUGGAAGGCCUAUGUCGCAUACUGGAUGGCUGACGCCUGGGCUGUCAGCAACUGGGAGGUCGCCUCAUCCAUGAUCGCUGGCGGUCUGAGCUGGAGAAUGGCAAUUGGCGCCUGCGUUCUCGGUAACUUCGUCAUGGGUCUGGUCAUCACCAUGAACGGCAGAAUUGGAGCCCACCUCCACACUCCAUUCCCUAUCAUCGCGCGUGUGUCAUUCGGCUACUACUUCAGCUACUUUGUUGUCGUGUCACGCUGCAUUCUUGCGAUCAUCUGGCUCGGUGUCCAGACUGUCACAGGUGGCCAAUGCAUGGUGGUCCUGCUGACUGCUAUCUGGCCGAGCUUUGCACACAUCCCCAACCACAUUGCUGCCGAUCAGGGCAUUACUACCGCGGGAAUGUGUGGUUUCGUGCUUUACUUCUUGCUCCAGCUCCCCUUCCUCUGCAUUCCUUACACCAAGGUCCAAUACUUCUUCGGCUUGAAGUCUAUCAUCGCACCCAUCAUCUUCCUUGCCGUCUUUGGCAGUACUCUACACAAGGCAGGAGGUACCAUCAGCCACAGUCCAAUUAUCACUGAAGGACCAACUGUCAAAGGCUCUGUCUUGGUUUGGGCAUUCUUCUCCAACCUCAACUCGGUUCUUGGCAACUAUGCCACGCUUGGUCUCAACAUUGCCGACUUUGCAAGAUACGCCAACAAGAGGAGCGCACAAAACUGUCAAGCGUUUGUCAUUCCCUUCAUCUUCACCAUCGUUGGUCUUCUUGGUAUCUUCACUGCUGCAGCAUCCGUAGUGGCCUAUCCUGAAGAGGUCGCCAAAGAGGGAGGUCCCCUUUGGAACCCUGUCGUCAUCGUCGGACUUUGGAGUGCUUCCGGAUCUCACGCUGGCCGUGCUGCAUCUGCCUUUGGUGCUAUCGGAUUGAUCAUCGUUACUCUCGGUAUCAACAUUUCUGCCAACUCGAUCAGUGCAGCAAACGACCUUGUCUCUUUCUUCCCCAAGUACAUCAACAUCCGCCGUGGUCAGAUUUUGGCCGCUAUUAUUGGUGCUUGGGCUUGUGUGCCUUGGAAAAUCCUGGCUUCUGCUCAAAAGUUCCUGUCAUUCUUGGGCGGAUACACCAUCUUCCUUGGCCCAAUGACCGCCAUCAUCAUGACAGAUUACUACAUCGUCCGUCGUGGCAAUGUCUCGGUGCCAGAGAUGUACAAGUUCGACGGCAUCUACCGCUACUCCCCUAAGUUCGCCUCAAACUGGCGUGCAGUCCUUGCUCUCGUUAUUGGCUUCUUGCCUCCUCUGCCUGGCUUUGCCGACAGCAUUGACCAGGGCAACCUCAGUGUAUCUCUUGGAGGUCAACACCUUUUCGCAAUCGGCUACAUGUACUCUUUCGUCGCUGCUGGUCUUUGCUACUGGGCAUUGAUGCGCUUCGCACCCGAGCAAGGCAGCAGAUUGGAUCAUCAAAUCACCGGCGAAGAGAUCCUCAUUGCAACCGACGAGAGAAACGGCAGGACCUGGGACAAGGAAGAGAAGAAGGGUUUCUCCGUCAAGAGCUGGAUUUCCAAGCACACUGAUAGCGAUUCCAGUGUUGCUUAA